GCCUGAGUCCGCGCACACUCCGUGCUGGCCGGACCCGCUUCUUUAAAACACCGGGAUGCAGAGGUCAGGGCGUGCACCUCCGAGGUCAGGUCCCUACCGGAGCCCAGCGAGCCCCAGCUCCACCCCACUCCCCGCGCUCCGACCGAGCGCGUCCAGCAGCCUCUGGAGGGGAGGGGCGGGUCUUACCGAGCGUGACGCACGGCGCGGAGAGCCCACACUUACCGGAGGGGCGGGGCGCAUGCGUCAUCCGCGCCGGAGAUUGACGUAGGGGGCGGGGCUCGCCGGAGCGUCCGGGAGAGGCGGACUGGGGGGCGGCGGGCGGCCGGGCUAUGGACCGCUACGCGGGCGCCGGGGACGAGGCUGCGGACCGGGCCCGGCAGCAGGAGCGGCACUACCAGCUGCUGUCAGCGCUGCAGAGCCUGGUCAAGGAACUGCCCAGCUCCUUUCAGCAGCGCCUGUCCUACACCACGCUCAGCGACUUGGCCCUGGCACUGCUGGACGGCACUGUGUUCGAGAUCGUGCAGGGGCUUCUGGAGAUCCAGCACCUCACCGAGAAGAGCCUGUAUAACCAGCGACUGCGGCUGCAGAACGAACACCGAGUGCUCAGGCAGGCUCUGAGGCAGAAGCAUCUGGAAGCCCAGCAGACCUGCCGGCCCCACAACUUGCCAGUUCUCCAGACAGCUCAGCAGUGCGAGCUGGAGCAGGAGCCACCCUCACUCAAGACAUGGCAGGCCAUGGAGCAUCGAAUCCGGGAGGAGCAGCAGGCCAUGGACCGCAAGAUUGUCCUGGAACUGGACCGGAAGGUUGCUGACCAGCAGAGCACACUGGAGAAGGCAGGGGUAGCUGGUUUCUACGUGACCACGAAUCCUCAGGAGCUGACGCUGCAGAUGAACCUGUUGGAACUCAUCAGGAAGCUGCAGCAGAGGGACUGCCAGGUGGGGAAGGCAGCCCUGUGACCAGGAGGGCCCUGCUGUCCUCCACUGCCU
Molecule: messenger RNA, 986 nt
Organism: Peromyscus eremicus (cactus mouse)
Lineage: Eukaryota; Metazoa; Chordata; Mammalia; Rodentia; Cricetidae
Product: protein DGCR6-like
Exons: 5
Coding region: 330-956 (208 amino acids)
Source: RefSeq, a predicted model, not a curated record